Messenger RNA from Eleginops maclovinus (Patagonian blennie), 851 nucleotides. RefSeq names its product mitochondrial ribosomal protein L34 (gene mrpl34). The record is from RefSeq and is a predicted model, not a curated record. NCBI's taxonomy places the organism in Eukaryota, Metazoa, Chordata, Actinopteri, Perciformes, Eleginopidae. The transcript has 2 exons. Bases 102 to 476 code for a protein of 124 amino acids. Gene Ontology annotation, biological process: translation. Gene Ontology annotation, cellular component: ribosome; mitochondrial large ribosomal subunit. Gene Ontology annotation, molecular function: structural constituent of ribosome.
UUGGCUGAUACGUCUUAACCAAUCAUGUUGCUUUAUAUACAUAGGCAGACCUGUGACAUUCACUGUUCUCAUGUCUGUGUCAACCCUAUAGCUAUCUAAAAAUGAACAUUAUACGGUCAUCUGUUUCUCGACUGCGUGGGAUAACCAAUGUCGCCAGCAUCCCUGCAGGGAGCCUUGCAGUACCUGCCAACUCUCACCUUCGACUGUUCAGCAGCUGUAUUGUUCCCACAGCAGCUGCAAGACCCAAUGUUUCCAGAUGUGGGCUGCUCUCUUCACAAGCUGAGGGUUCAGGAGUGUUCCAACAGCUUCCGUGGCAAUACCAGCAGAUUCGGACAAAGAAGAGGGGUACAGAGUAUCAGCCCAAGAACAUCAAACGCAAGAGGACCCACGGCUGGAUCAAGAGAAUCAGCACACAAAGCGGCAUCGAGGUGAUUCUGAGGCGCAUGUUGAAGGGACGGAAAUCACUCACACACUGAAGGACCUUGGUGGAAAACCUGCGAGACUUUGAGAAAACAGACAUUGGUUCAGAAAAGUUGGCAUUGCUCAGGGUACUUAGCAAAGACCCUGGGUAUUGGUGAUACUGGGUGUGGGUUGGGUUUCGCUUUUUUAACACAUGGGUGGAGGGUAAAAAUGGGCCUUUAACAAAUCAUUUGCAUUUGGUAAAAAGAAGAGUUUCUUUUAUCCAUAAAGUUUUGUUUGUUACCAUUUAAUGUUAUCAAAUGUGUUUUUUUUUUCUUGUGUGAAGUUAUUGAAAGACAAAAGGAUCAUUGUCAUCUUUGUUUUCCACAAAUUAAAACACAAAUUCUUGUUUAAUAUGAAAUAAAUAAAAAAACACCCCUGAAGAAUUUAAA